AUGGCGUGGGACCAUCUAUCCAUCACCAAGGCGCACUUGGUCUACCUCAUUCUAGGCGGCUUUACCAGCCUGUUCAUGCUAUGUUCGUCCAUUAUCAAGGAGCGACUUUACAUAGGCGAGGCCACUGUUGCGACGAUAUGCGGCAUCAUCUUUGGGCCUCACGCGGCCAACCUAAUCAACCCGCGAACAUGGGGAAACACGGACCUGAUCACCUUUGAGUUCUCUCGGAUAGUCCUGGUGGUGCAGUGUUUUGCCGUUGGUGUCGAGUUACCAAAAUCAUAUAUGGAACGACACUGGAAGUCUGUCACAUUGCUACUGGUCCCCGUCAUGACUUUCGGUUGGCUCAUCACAAGUCUCUUCAUUUGGUGGAUGCUGAAGUCUCACCUGAACUGGCUUGACAGCCUGUGCAUCGCUGCGUGCGUCACGGCUACCGAUCCCGUCCUUGCCUCUUCCGUCGUCGGCAAGGGCAAAUUUGCCAAGCGGGUUCCCAAGCAUUUACGAGAUCUGCUCUCUGCCGAGUCCGGAUGCAAUGACGGCAUGGCUUUUCCGUUUAUCUAUCUCGCAGUUUACAUCAUCCGAUAUGCACCAGAUACUAACAAAGUCGCUUUUCAUUGGUUCUGCUACACCAUUCUUUACGAGUGUAUAUUUGGGGCCAUCUUCGGCGUUACUAUCGGCUACCUUGCGCGGCGUGCCAUCAGAAUCGCCCAUGAGAAGGACCUGAUAGACAGGGAAAGCUUUCUUGUGUUCUACUUUGUCCUUGCAUUGUUCUGCGCUGGCUCUGGCAGUCUCCUCGGAAUGGACGAUCUCCUUGUCGGCUUCGCUUGCGGUGUAGGCUUCAGUAACGACGGCUGGUUCCUUGAGAAGACUGAAGAAUCCCAUGUCUCUAACGUUAUCGAUCUGCUCAUCAACUUGGCUUUCUUCGUUUACUUCGGCACCAUCAUCCCCUGGGAUCAGUUCAACGCCGACGUCAUUGGUACUUCUCCGUGGCGGCUAGUCGUCAUCUCCAUCUUCGUUCUCUUUUUCCGUCGGAUACCUAUAAUGCUGGCUCUCAAGCCAAUUAUACCGGAUCUCAAGACAUGGCGCGAGGCGCUUUUCGCGGGCCACUUCGGCCCUAUCGGUGUCGGUGCGAUAUUCAUCGCCAUCCUUGCGCGAGCCGAACUCGAGACAGAGCACACGACGCCGCUAGCCGUGUUGCCUCCACCUGGCUUCCCCCAUCUGAACAUUAUCGAGAUCAUCUGGCCAGUCACUGCCUUCCUGGUCGUCGUUUCGAUCCUGGUGCACGGCUCUUCCAUCGCCGUCUUUACGCUCGGCAAGCGCAUCAACACUCUCACUCUCACCUACUCGUACACGCAAGCCAAAGAAGAGGGCCCAUCCUGGAUGGACCGCCUCCCGCGUAUCCAAUCCCGCUCAAAGAGCUCCAUGUCUCUCCGCCGUCCAGACGACACGGACUCUUCGUACGAUGAGAAGACCGGCGCGCUGCCGCCCGUUGGCGUGCCGGGCCAGUUCCUGCGCCGCCAGAAAGAGGAAGAGGGUGGCGCUACUUCGAGCCGCUCGUCUAGCGCUGCACCUCGCGCUCGCCGCAGCAAGAAAUGGGAGAAUGGAUUGGGACCCGGUGGGCCGAUCAGCCAGUCUGCCAUUACGCCGCAGUCGCGGAACCUGACGAACCGCGACCAUGUGGACGCGCCGGAACAGGCGAGGGAUUCGGAUACGAUUGCUAUGAACAGCGAUGAGAGUCCCGAUUCGAGCGUGGGCAAGGAGGGGAAGCGCAGGAAGAUGAGUGAGCCGGAAGCGGAGGUGUUCCAGGAGGGCGAUGACAUGGUGAUCGAAGAUGAGGAGGGCAACGUGCUCUCUGUGACAGACACCCACGGCGCCACGGGCGAAGAACGCAGGAAGAUGGCCAAGGAGGAGGGCCGAAACCAGAUGGUGGAGAAGGACGUCCAGGGCGGCGUCGCGCAGACCGAAAACGACUACAGCCAAGACGACGGCAAGAAGCUGAUGCGCGAAGUCAGCGACGCAGUCGAGCAUCCACAGCGGCACUGGCGCGACAUGCGGAAGAAGAUGAUGGAACGGCGCAAGAGCGGUGCCGAGGGCGUGGUCGCGGGGUCUAAGCCUGGUGACCCGCCCAAGGAGGCCAAACGCACGCACGGUCCGGCCUUCGCGUACCAGUUCGGCAACACCGUCAUCGUGGAAGAUGAGGACGGCGAGGUCAUCAAGAAGUACGAGAUCGACGCGCCCAAGCGUCCCGGCACCAGCGGCGACCGCAAGACCUCAUUCGUGGAUGAGCGAACCAGGCAGAGACUCCAGCGUAUGGGCACCUACCUCGGCAUGCCGCAGCACCACAAGGACGAUGAUCUGGACGAGGAAGCCGAGGCGGGGGCCUCAUCCACGCAGCAAGAUGACAAGCGCAGAGAAGAGAAGCGCAAGCGCCAGCAGCAGGAUGAGGAAGACGACGACCAGCAGAUCCGCUUCACGGUCACGACCGGGGGGCAGCGCAUGAGCAAGGCCGACUUUCUGAGAGAGAUUAGGAAUAUGGAUCCCAAGAGUCGCGCGCAGGCCGUCGAGGAGUCAGAUGCGCCGGAAAUGGUGAAGCGCGAGGCUCGACGGGAUUUGCAUGAGCGCGGCCGCGCCAACACGGCCGAGCAGAACCGCCCGAGCCCCCAGAGUCGCCGCCCGACCCAGCAACAGGACGUCAUCGCCGAGCGCGAUGAGGAUGACGAAGAUGAGGUGCCGCAGCAGCAUCGAGGCUCAGAGCCAAUGAUCAAGUUCGCGAGCCACGAAGACAAGCCAGCGGGUCCAGAAGGCCUGACCCUCGUAACCUCAAAUGACGAGGACAUCCCCUUCCACUCCGUCGCCGACGACCUAGCCAACUUCCGCCUCUCCGCAAAAGAAGAAACAGCGGCACAGCGGCGCCGACGCAUGGCCUCGACAGCCGGCCAGGGCCAGGCCCCAGACGAACGAGGCAGCUCCGACGGUAACGGAAACGGCAGACACAGCUCCACCGCCGACAGGCCGAACACGGCGCGUCAGCCCACGAACAUGGAUGCAGGCGAGACCGCAGCUGAGCGACGGCGCAGAGAAGGCGCGUUGGGGAUCUACGAUGACGACGACCGCGGUGGCAGCAGUAGCGAGACGAGCGAUGACGAGCGCCCGGAGACUGGGCGCAGGGAUCCGCACGCUUCGAUGGAGCAGCAGCGGGAGCGGGAGAGGGAGAGGGAGCGUCAGAGGCAGGAGGAGAGUCGGGCCACGAAUAUUAGGUUUGCGGAACCGGCGAGGCCGGAGCCUGUUGCGGCUAGGGAGGAGGGGGAGACGAGGAGGAGGGGUGGUGCGGGGGGGAUUAGGUCGAAGUUGGGGUGGAAGAAGUAG
Molecule: messenger RNA, 3363 nt
Organism: Coniosporium apollinis CBS 100218
Lineage: Eukaryota; Fungi; Ascomycota; Dothideomycetes
Exons: 1
Coding region: 1-3363 (1120 amino acids)
Biological process (GO): intracellular potassium ion homeostasis; regulation of membrane potential; sodium ion export across plasma membrane
Cellular component (GO): plasma membrane
Molecular function (GO): sodium:proton antiporter activity
Source: RefSeq, a predicted model, not a curated record